Molecule: messenger RNA, 615 nt
Organism: Notothenia coriiceps (black rockcod)
Lineage: Eukaryota; Metazoa; Chordata; Actinopteri; Perciformes; Nototheniidae
Product: 5'-nucleotidase domain-containing protein 1-like
Exons: 7
Coding region: 1-615 (204 amino acids)
Molecular function (GO): 5'-nucleotidase activity
Source: RefSeq, a predicted model, not a curated record
AUGGCCAUUUGUUCCCCAGUUAAAAACCGUACCUCGCCAGCACCCUACAACAGACCUGCUGACCCUCACUCCCUUGCUACCUGGGAGUUCAGUUUCAAAGGACUCGUGGUGGAUCUGGGGGAUGGAAACCUUGUGAAGCUGGCUGAAGAUGGAACCGUCUUACGAGCGACACAUGGAACCAAUGACCUCAGCACGGAAGACAUCAUUAAACAUUAUGGUCCUAAGAGAGAGUGGGGGCAUUUCAACAGCCUCAAUACUACCUUCACAAGAUCCGCAAAAUACUAUUUCUAUGACAACUAUUUUGACCUGCCAGGGGCUCUCCUCUGCGGAAGAGUUGUGGACAUGUUGCAUAAGCGAGGAAACGAGGUGAAUUCCGACUUUUGGAAAGACAUGGUUGCUGCCAUCGACCACAAUUAUAAAACAUCUGCCUUCAAAGAGGAUGCUGGGACGUACUUCCCCAGUAUGAAGAGGGACCCGGGCCGGUACCUGCAGCCCUGCUCAGACUCCGUCAAGACCUGGCUGCGCAGCAUGAAGAGCGCCGGGAAGGUCCUCCUCCUCAUCACCAGCUCCCACAGUGACUACUGCAGGCUGAUCUGUGAACACAUCCUGGGGUAA